Messenger RNA from Trichogramma pretiosum, 2676 nucleotides. RefSeq names its product cyclin-dependent kinase inhibitor 1B-like (gene dap). Gene Ontology annotation, biological process: regulation of cell cycle. The transcript has 2 exons. Gene Ontology annotation, molecular function: cyclin-dependent protein serine/threonine kinase inhibitor activity. The coding region runs from base 263 to 1009 and encodes 248 amino acids. Gene Ontology annotation, cellular component: nucleus. The record is from RefSeq and is a predicted model, not a curated record. NCBI's taxonomy places the organism in Eukaryota, Metazoa, Arthropoda, Insecta, Hymenoptera, Trichogrammatidae.
GGCAGUGAGGGGCCAGACAGAGACAGACGCGCCGCUACGCCUCGCAAUCGGCCGCUCUGCUAAUACUACGCGCUACUCUAUUCGCCGCCAUACUGCGUCCGCAACGGACAGGCUUGUCUCUGUGUGCUGUGCGACUAGUGACUGUGUGUCUCGCCAAGAGUGAGAAAAAGAGAGAGAGAGAGCUUUGUUUUCCUGUUUCCUUGUUGUUAACCAAGUUUUGACAAUUAAAAAGUGAGUCGAAGUGGCAAUAGAAUACUGUAAUAUGAGUGCGCGAGUGUUAAAUCAAGCCGCGAUGAUGUCCGAAAUGACCAGGAUGGCCUCAAGUGCAAGCAAUUCGACUAAGGUUAUUCCCUCCAAGUAUCGCAUCUCUCCCAAUCAAGCAGCUCUGGCCAAAGUGCGUCGUGAUUUGUUUGGACCCGUGGAUCAUGCUGCUACCCAAGCGCUCGUCGACCGCGAGCUCAAAGCUCAGGCGGAACUCGAUUCCAAGCGAUGGGGAUUCGACUUUAAGAUGGAGAGGCCCCUCAAAGGCACCAGAUACGAUUGGAAGCUCAUCUCAGACAAAGAUUAUGUUCCAGAGCCAUAUGCUCUUAGAAGCAUGAAAUGUCUCACUAAGCGUAGGUCGUUCUACGCCAGUAAGUUGACCAAACCACAGUGCUCCUUGAAGCUUACUCCAAAUAAGCUCUCAAAAAUUAUUUCUGAAACAAUCAUCAAAGAAGUUGUUGCACCCGAUUGUCAAAUUUCUUGCACAAGCACAUGUGAAAAGACACCACCACAGCAAGAAAUUAGAUCAGCGCUUGAAAGUAAAUCACACAGUUUGGCAAAUAUUAGCAAAUAUUCACAGAAUGAUGAAAGCAGUUCACCUAAAUCUAAACAAUCUUCUCCAGCGACGCAGAAACAAGUACCCAUCACUGAAUUUUUGAAAAACCGUAAACGACCCCUGUCAUCUAAGAACAAGUCAAUAGAACCACCACUAAAAAUAUCAAGAAAUACAAAUGUUCUUCAAAGAUAAAAAGAUCUUCAUCUUCAUAAUUGUCUUGAUAUGUAUAUGUAUAUCAAUAUUGUAUCUGCUUGUACAAUGAAGUAUAUAAAAUUAUAAAAUUAGUAUACAAGAAAUGAUAUGUUCUACAGUGUUAAGGACUUGAAAAGUUUUCUACGGACCAUUUGCAGUGCCAUUGAUUUAUAAUGUGCCAAUUUAAUUGGAAAAAAAGACAAAUUUCAUGUGCAGUGAAAUGAAGAAACAAGAUUGAAAAGGCUUUAGAAUGGCCCAUGUAGAAUGAUUUUCAAUAUGUAAUCCUAUCUUUUGAAGUUUGUGUUAUAAGUGAUCAAUAUUUUAAACUAAAUCUAUUGUUAUAAUUUAGCAAUUAAUCACUUAUUUGUAAUCAAAUUUCUAGUAAUUUUAGAAAAAAAUUCAUUUGCAUACUUUCAAUGCUUCUUAGUUACUCUCUUAAAAUAAUGACAAGCUGAUCACGGGCUGUGCAAUACCCAAUAGCUAUAUUGGUCGCCGUUGCAAAAUUUUGCAAGAUUUUUAGCAAUUUUGAAAUGUCAUUGUGAGACUAUAACCAAUAUGUACUGGUUUGAAUAAGAAAUGAAAUGCUGCUGAGGGUGCAAUAUACCCUAGAGUAACUAAGAAGUGUUAUUAUAAAAAGGUGUGCUAUGGUUUUUAUUUAAUGAUCUCAUCAUUGUUUAGACUUUUGUUGAUUGAAACUAAUAAUUUGAAUAUGUUAUGCGCGAUAGAUUGUUUUAUGUAGAAUCUUAAUAGUCAUUAUGAAAUUGGAAGAAAUUAUUGCAAUUACUCUUUCGUCAUGGUGGCACUUAAGAAUAUAAAAUCUAUUGAAUCAUUUGUGAUGAUUUAAAAUUUGCAUAUAACAUGUUCCAUAUUGAGCAAUGUCAUAAACAAAAGUUCUAGAUCAGAAAAACUUUAGAAUUAACUUCUAUAUAAUAUAACUGUAUGGCGUAAUUGUUAUUUGUCAAGUGCCCGUGUGCUUUACUUUAAAAGAUUAAUGUGCAGAUGAAUUAAUUAAUAGAUUCUAUUAUUAAAUUUAUAAAAAUAGAGUUAGUUUGAUUCAUUUAUGCACUUGAUUUAUGGUGGUUGAUGAAAAUAGAUAGUUACUAGUAUCAAACUUUGGAAUCAUUGUCUUUCGACGAAUCAUGGUCGUUUACUUUUUCAGUAUUUUGUUCCAUAUACAACUAAAAUUAGUGUUAUUCAUUACUAAUUAUCAUGUAAUAUUGUUUUGUGCAUCGAAAAUUUAAGCAUUCUCUGUAUUACUGCAUUACUGAGUACUACAUAUGAAUAAUUUAAUCUUUUGAGCAAAAAGUUAAAUUUGAGAUCAAAUAGUAGUUAUCAAGCUACAACAAAUUUCAACUGUAGAUCAAUAAUGUAUCAGACAAUGUUUGAUGAAUAAUUUAUUGUUUAUGACCACUGUAUAUUUACUGAUUUUCUGACUUGAUCCUAGCAGCAUGGUUUAUUUGAUUAAAUAGUAAUCAUUUACAAUAGAAUUUUCUAUUAUCAAUUGAUCAAUAGUUUUCAAUUAACUACUUUCCAAAUAGUUUUGAUUAAAGUGCGCCAGACAAUUUGUAGAUUUUAUUUAAUAAAAACUUAUUCUUGUAGUAAUAUAAGAUUACAAUAUUAUUGUAUUUACUCUACUUCUUGUAAAUAAAUCUAUUUUAUUAAACUAA